AUGAAAUUUUCCGAGCGUGUCCUGGAAGCUCGCCUAAGGAAAAUUGUUGGCGUUUCACUCAACCAGUGCAGCUUUGUGAAGGACUGCAGCACUAUAGAUGCUAUCCAUGCUCUCCGUAUCCUCCUGGAGAAACAUCGAGAUGGGAAUCGCAGUGUGCAUCUUGCUUUUCUCGAUCUCGAGAAAGCUUUCGACCGUGUUCCACAUGAGCUGUUAUGGAUGUCCAUGAAGUCGCAUAGAGUACCAGAAGAAUAUGUGCGGUGGACGAAGCUGCUUUAUGCAAAGCCUGCCAGCAUUGUGCGAUGUGCUGCUGGAACAAGCAGGCCAUUCCCUGUACAAGUAGGGGUUCAUCAGGGUUCAUCCCUCUCACCCCUGCUGUUCAUACUGUCCAUGGACACGAUAACGAAGGGAAUCCAGAAGCAGCCAGCACCAGUGGACCCUACUCUUUGCCGACGAUGUCACGCUCGCGUCGGAGUCUCGAGAUGA
Messenger RNA from Necator americanus (New World hookworm), 483 nucleotides. RefSeq lists its product as uncharacterized. The transcript has a single exon. The record is from RefSeq and is a predicted model, not a curated record. Bases 1 to 483 code for a protein of 160 amino acids. Lineage: Eukaryota; Metazoa; Nematoda; Chromadorea; Rhabditida; Ancylostomatidae.